GAAAGGUGAAUCCGCCUCCAUUUCCGCCCGGCGACGGAGCCCUGCCCACCGCAGGGAGCAGAGGGAACCGGCGCAUCGCCACUCCGGGCGCAGCAGGGCUGGGGGACGCCUGCAAAAUGGUCAGCUCCGCCGGGGAGAUUGCAGUGGUCGCGCUGGGUAUUUUACUAGCUGUGUGCCAUGCCUUGGAGAACACAACAUCUGCCUUGAGUGGUCCCCCAGUGGCUGCUGCAGUCCGAUCCCACUUUAACGACUGUCCUGACUCCCACAGUCAAUUCUGCUUCCACGGGACUUGCAGGUUUCUGGUGCAAGAGGAGAAGCCAGCAUGUGUCUGCCAUUCUGGGUUCGUCGGGACGCGAUGCGAACACGCAGACCUCCUUGCAGUGGUAGCUGCCAAUCAGAAGAAACAAACCAUCACUGCCUUGGUGGUGGUUUCAGUGGUAGCGUCCGUCGUCCUGAUUGUGGCUUGUGUACUAAUACACUGCUGUCAGGUAAGAAAGCAUUGUGAAUGGUGCCGAGCCUUCAUCUGUAGACACGAGAAGCCCAGCGGGCUCCUGAAGGGGGGAACUUCCUGUUGCCAUUCAGAGACAGUGGUCUGAAGGAGAAUUGGAUCUGACCAAUAUAUUAAUUGCCAUGGCCAGAUGGGGACUACUGGAGUAUAAUAAAGGAGGCCUACCUCGUUCCAGAGAAGAACAUUUUUCCACGGAAGAAAAUGCUCUGGAGGGGACUAAUAUCAAGCAUACGCUACAUUACCUUGACUCUUCAUAUGCAUCCUGUAUUAUAUGCUGAGCUUUCAGAACCUUGCCAAAUCGAGGGCACCAUCUCCACGGGGCUAUCCAAUGUGAAGCCAUGAACUAAUGAGUAGACCACAUCUCCACAAGCAUGGAAUCUUAAAGACUGUUUUACGGGACUUCAGACUCGGACACGAGAACUGCACGUGGGUCAGCUUCAUGUUUAUGUAGAUGUGACAAUUUGUGUGUUUAGGGAGUAGGUUUGACACCAGUGAUUGGAAAAAAGUGUACAGUUCAGGUUGGAGAUAGCUUAUGAGAACAUUCUGUCAGUAUCUGUCCUGCUUUGAGACUUUACGGAAUGUACCUGAAGGCUGAGUCUUUGGUUCAUGCAUUUGUUACAUAUUUGACUCGUUGGGAGGAGCGGUUGCAGUUCUCUCUUUUCAGAAGAGAGAACCCAGUCCUUUCGAAGGAACAUUCUAUCUGCCUGUGCUGCUGCUGCCAUUGGGACAUUCACCCUGCCAGAUGAAAUCUGGGGGGGAAUACAGGACGAGGUGGACUGGCCAGGGUUAUCCUGUCCCUUUCUAAUGAUAUUCAAUUUCUCUUCAUCAGGAGACAAGUUGCAAGAGAAAAAGAGCAACGCUCGAGCCAGUGUGUGUGGGGAUGUGUUCAAACCCCGCAAUCCUUUGCAUUUUAAAUGUGAUGGCAGAAAAUAUUCCAAGUUAUUGAGGCAGAAAAAUGUGUUUGGGGGUUAAAUAUCUUUGGUGUUCUUGGAAAGCUGAAAAAAUGGGACAUGGAGAUAACAUAACAAAAUGGCGGCCAUUGGGGUGGUGGAAAUCUAGGCAUUUAGAGCCUGAUCUGAAGCUUAUUAAAGUCUUUCCAAUGUCUGUAAUGGGUUUGGAUGAGGCCCUUAGACAUGUGGCUUUUUUGCAUUUCUUUAUGCUCACUAGGGACUGUUCAGAAGACUUUAGGAGUUGCUAUGUUGUGACAGAAGGAAACCUAGGGCCUAAUCCUGCAAACCCUUCCACACAGGAAUAGAUGUAAGUGAAUAAGAUAGUGAGGUCUGAUUUUGAUCUUGCUUACACUGAUGUAACUCCAUUGGUUACUCCUAGUUUACUCUAGAGUGAGAUCAGAAUCAGGCCCUCUUAAGUAAAUGGGACUAUUCCCUGAAGUAUGGAUUAUAACUUGUAGGUAAAUGUUUAUGCACCCCUAGACUGUCUUUGAGUCUGAGAAGAUAAACACACACUGUACAUGAUGCAAUUGGAUAACAAACGUGACAAUCCUACCUGUGAAAUAUUCUUCUGAAUGUUUAUCUGAAGUUUCCUUUCAGAUCUGCCUGACAAAAUACAGUCCUAGAACCAAAUUCACUUCAGUGUGCAUAAGUGAGGCCUAUCCCUCCACUGAUGUAGGUGAAAUUUCCCAACAGGUGUAAGCAGGAGAAUUUGGCCCUAGGUUUGUCCUGAUAAUUGAAGAGCAUAAUUUCACCCUUUUGUUUAGAAGCAAAAUGUUACGGGAGGAAUGCUUGCAACUUUAAUCCAGAUCCAUAGUAGGAACAACAUUUUGUUUAUCUGUAGAAGAUAAAUGGGAAACAACUGUCUUACUGAUUCACUUUCA
Gopherus flavomarginatus (Mexican gopher tortoise) is the source of this 2339-nucleotide messenger RNA. It is a transcript of the gene TGFA, whose product is annotated as transforming growth factor alpha. Gene Ontology annotation, biological process: positive regulation of mitotic nuclear division; epidermal growth factor receptor signaling pathway; positive regulation of cell population proliferation. The record is from RefSeq and is a predicted model, not a curated record. Lineage: Eukaryota; Metazoa; Chordata; Testudines; Testudinidae. The transcript is spliced from 6 exons. The coding region runs from base 117 to 596 and encodes 159 amino acids.